Molecule: messenger RNA, 1104 nt
Organism: Drosophila rhopaloa
Lineage: Eukaryota; Metazoa; Arthropoda; Insecta; Diptera; Drosophilidae
Product: serine protease grass-like
Exons: 5
Coding region: 1-1104 (367 amino acids)
Biological process (GO): proteolysis
Molecular function (GO): serine-type endopeptidase activity
Source: RefSeq, a predicted model, not a curated record
AUGAAGGUGGUGGUCAUAGCGCGAAUCGCGGCUCUAGCCUGCCUAUUCCUUGUGUCCAUAGAAGGAUCGCCGAAAUUGUUUAAUUACAAUUGUGGAAUAGUCCCAGGCAUGGGUCCGCGGAUCGAAAACGGGAAUAACGCAAGAGAGGGCUCACAUCCAUGGAUGGCUUUGGUGUUCUUGGAGAAUAAGCAUAAUUGUAGCGGAACGCUUAUCACCUCUCGUUUUGUUCUAACGGCGGCUCAUUGCAUCAUUAAAGAGUAUAUGAAGGUUCGGUUGGGAGAGCAUGAUUUGACUAAUACUAAAAAUACUAAUGCUAUUGAAAGAGAUGUCGAUAUGAAAAUUGUUCACAAGGAUUACAACUACCAGAGGAAUGACAUAGGUCUGCUCCGCAUGAAAACUGAAGUAAACUUCACAGCCUACAUAAUACCGAUCUGCCUCCUCUAUAAAUAUCCAGUAGGAGCCGUUUCAAACUUUUCUAUUGCUGGCUGGGGUACAAAUGCAAAACGGGUCCGUCAACCUAUUCUACAGGAGGCCAACGUUCAACUUUUUAACCGUUCGAUAUGCGUAAACAGUUUUUUUUCGGAUGACAAUAUGUCACAAAUAUGUUCCGGCGAUAUCGGCAUCGACUCUUGUGAGGGAGAUUCUGGUGGGCCUUUGAGCGCAACAGUAGUGAAUGAAAACUCUAAUAAGGAGUUAAUCUACCAGAUUGGUAUUAUCAGCUACGGUCUUCCUAGCUGUUCAGGCUUAGGACUUUAUACGAAUGUAACUGAUUUUUCGGAGUGGAUUUUGCGUGCUCCGGUAAGGGAAUGGCAGUCAACUCUUCAAGUCAAUGCCGGAGUCAAGUCAUCGUCUGGCGUCCUGUCAGCUGCUUUGGCUGUCCGCCGGAGCCUGCGGGCCAACUUCUUGCCUCAAAUAGCCGAUGGCGAUGGCAAAGAACCGCCAACAAUUCCAAAGCAGCGGCAGCAAAAGCAACAACAACAACAGCAACAACAGUGGAAGACAAAUACUGGUAAAAGCGAAAAAAGCAACAACAACUGCAUUUUAGUUGCGCCAUACCAAAUGGCCGUCGGCAAGGGCUACACUUGGAAAAAAUCAUUUCAUUAG